GAAAAUCACAUAGCAAACAUUGCCUACCACCCAAAAUGUAGAAGCCUGUUUACUAUGAAAAGAGAUUUAGAAUCUAUUGAGCAAAAAAAAGAAUCAGUUGAGGAAGAACCUAGUCCCAUGUUUGCAUGCAAUGAUCCCAUAUGCAUUUUCUGUAAUAAGGUUUAAUUGUUGAAAAAUUCAAAGUUAAGGGAGAAACUCAUCCAGGCUGUACCUCUAAGAGCAGAUGCGACACUUUGUCAUUGUGUAAUAUUAAACAAUGAUGCAAGAAUUCUUGCUAUAACUAGUAGAGACAUAAUGGCCACAGAAGCCCACUACCCCGCUUCAUGCUGUAAAAGUUCUACUAACAUUGAAACCAUGAAAUUUGAAUGUGAUCAUGUUGGUGAUAAAGAAAAGGAGAAUUUGUCACAGGUAACUGACAUGAUAUCAUACAAAGAAGCUGAAGUAGAAGCAUAUGUACAACUUUUUCAUCACAUUAGAAACGAAGUAACUCCACAUAAGGUCGUAACAGUUGCCAAGCUUACCAAGAGACUGGAAGCAUUCAUAUCCAGCAAGGGUGAAGCUCUCAAAACUGCCACAAAGAACAUUUGUAGAAGGCUUGAAUCAGAACUGGACAAUUCUAUCUACAUUUUCCCAAAGGAUCAAGGA
Pocillopora meandrina is the source of this 645-nucleotide messenger RNA. Lineage: Eukaryota; Metazoa; Cnidaria; Anthozoa; Scleractinia; Pocilloporidae. The record is from the annotation of a GenBank genome assembly.